Molecule: messenger RNA, 490 nt
Organism: Pelecanus crispus (Dalmatian pelican)
Lineage: Eukaryota; Metazoa; Chordata; Aves; Pelecaniformes; Pelecanidae
Source: RefSeq, a predicted model, not a curated record
CAAAGUAAUCAUAGUGGGACUUGAUAAUGCUGGAAAGACUACUAUUCUCUACCAAUUCUUAAUGAAUGAAGUGGUUCAUACUUCUCCAACCAUAGGAAGCAAUGUAGAAGAAAUAGUGGUGAAAAACACUCAUUUCUUAAUGUGGGAUAUUGGAGGACAAGAAUCAUUACGGUCAUCAUGGAAUACCUAUUAUUCAAACACAGAGUUCAUCAUUCUUGUUGUUGACAGCAUUGAUAGAGAGCGACUUUCUAUUACAAAAGAAGAACUUUAUAGAAUGCUGGCUCAUGAGGAUUUACGGAAGGCUGCAGUUCUCAUCUUUGCCAACAAGCAGGACAUGAAAGGUUGCAUGACAGCUGCUGAGAUAUCUACAUACCUCACUCUUAGCUCCAUAAAGGAUCACCCAUGGCACAUUCAGUCCUGUUGUGCUUUGACAGGAGAAGGAUUAUGCCAAGGCUUGGAGUGGAUGACGUCCCGUAUUGGAGUGAGAUAG